AUGCCCGAAAUAGGUUCAUGCACCGAUAUAACAUGUGAUGAUGAAAUUAAAGAAUUAUAUGAAUGUCAUUAUUGUUUACGUCUUAUUUGUUUCAAACAUUUGGCUGAACAUAUUGAAAUAACAAAACAAAAUAAACGACGUUUAGAUAAUCUUCGUAUUGAUUUAAAUACAGUUAUAACGACACUUCAACUAAUUGUUGAACAAAAACUAUCAACUAUUGGACGUGAAUAA
Messenger RNA from Rotaria sp. Silwood1, 231 nucleotides. The record is from the annotation of a GenBank genome assembly. Lineage: Eukaryota; Metazoa; Rotifera; Eurotatoria; Philodinida; Philodinidae.